This is a messenger RNA of Klebsormidium nitens, 1391 nucleotides long. The record is from the annotation of a GenBank genome assembly. NCBI's taxonomy places the organism in Eukaryota, Viridiplantae, Streptophyta, Klebsormidiophyceae, Klebsormidiales, Klebsormidiaceae.
GCAACGAAUUCUUCCGAUGAGAAAUCAACUUUUCUCAUCGAUGCCAGAACUUGGCAGAAGCAGACCGGAGCGUGACGAGCUGACAUCACUUCAUGAUGAUGUAGACCGAUCCGUACAUAGCAAUGUAGGCGACAUGGCACUGGGCAGGGAAGAAACUCAGAAUCCCAAGCCUACAGAAUCCAUCACUUUGAAUUAGGGCCUCCAGCUCUUCAAACUGCGCUGACAACCUGCUGGGAGGCAUGGAUCGCAGCCGGCUUUCCGGUCUCGCUUGCCUGCUGGUGGCGUGCCUUUUCUUCACGCUGGUCCUGUUUGGCACGGGACCGCCAGCUAAUCUGCCUGACAGCAAGGCGGAUAGGGGGGAUGUACAAACAGUGAGUCGUGAUGGGCGCAGUGACAUUUCUAGUGAGGCUGGUACUCUCAACGUUUCGAUCUCCCGCUUUGAUGCGACGGCGGUGUCGCUCAUUGCGGACAUGUUGGACGCGUUCACGCCCAGCGUGGCGCUCAGCAUUGCGUACGAGGGGAUGCCCAUCCAGAGCGGGGCGGAGCUCAGCCCCUCGGAGGCGGAGGUGUUCCCAACCGUCCGAGUAGGAGGGAGUGAGAAUGACCUGUAUACACUGGUGUUGGUGGACCCUGACGCGCCCUCCCCGGAGGCCCCCAGCGAGGCGGAGUGGCUGCACUGGCUGGUCACCAACAUCCCGGGGGGACAGGAAGCCACCGCGGGCACGGACGUGGUCCCUUACAGUGGUCCGACUCCUCCUGUUGGACGACACCGCUAUGUCUUUCUGCUGUACGAGCAAGCAUACCAGAUCGAGGCGCAGCCGCCCACCCAAAGGAACCGCUUCAAAGCGCAGAUGUUUGCGCAGGAGCACGAGCUGGGGGAUCCGGUGGCAGCCUCUCUCUUUUAUGCAUCUGCUGCCAAAGCAGAACGGGAGACGGGAGAAACAGAAACUGCGUAGGGAGCACCUGCCGCGCUGGCUGCCACUCUCCUUAGAUUCCAGAUUGAUGCUACUUAACGCAUGGGUGCGUUAGGGAUGCUUCAUAAGCAGCCCAGUCGCUGCGUUCGAGGAUUGUCGACAAAUUUGGCAUUAGAUGUGUGGCUUAGCGAAUGAUGGCGAUCGUCCGAACAUUAGAUUAACGAAUGAGCCGAUGGUUGAGCAUGUACUUAGACUUUCAAUCAACUGUACUUUACUGUGGGCAGGCGGCCAUGUACGGUAGUUUUCAAGUUUUGCCUGUACGUUUCCAACAAUUAGAUGAUGUACGGUGUGUUAAUGAUACUGAGGGCCGUUGGCUCGGCCUACUUUAAAGGUACCGUCACUUUGAAGUGGCACCCCCUUAGGUAUUCUGUUGGGGGGGGGGCUUGGGUUGCUUCAGCCAAUCGAAGGUGGGGAGGG